This is a messenger RNA of Prinia subflava (tawny-flanked prinia), 2533 nucleotides long. RefSeq names its product Rho GTPase activating protein 8 (gene ARHGAP8). Gene Ontology annotation, biological process: negative regulation of endocytic recycling; small GTPase-mediated signal transduction. Bases 780 to 2054 code for a protein of 424 amino acids. Gene Ontology annotation, cellular component: cytoplasm. Gene Ontology annotation, molecular function: GTPase activator activity. The record is from RefSeq and is a predicted model, not a curated record. Lineage: Eukaryota; Metazoa; Chordata; Aves; Passeriformes; Cisticolidae. The transcript has 14 exons.
AAGAAAACAGCAUCAUACUGGUGAAAGUGUGGGACAGAAGAAAAACUUGGGGAGUCUUUUGUCAGGAUGAUGAUGAUGCUUUGGACCUGCCCUAACUGUGGGGGGACAUGAGUAGACCUGGAGAAGCUACUGGUGUCACUCACCGACACAGAAUGAGACACGGAAAAGGGUAAAUGUCCUUUUUUUUUGGCACAGGCUGGCAACCGCUCCCCGGGCAGACGGGGCAGUGCCAGCUCUCCCUGCAGCCCCGAGUGCCCUCCUGGGACGAGUGACCCACGGUGGGUGCCCGGGGCUCCGCACCGCCGUGCUCAUCUCCCCGCUGCAGUCUGGUGGCGAUGCUGCAAAAAUCGCUACGUGAUUUAUUCCCCCACCCCCGAACAACCGAGAGGCAGCAAGAGGAGAUCAAUCCCCACACCCUGCUCUCGGGUUUCCCGGCCGCAGGCGCUCGGAGGGCGGGGGACCGAGCCCCGCCGCCUUCCGCCGCCGCCCCGGGAAGCGAAAGCGAAAGGCUGGGCCGGGCUCUGCUCCGGCUGUCGCUGCGCAAGCCGCACCUCUGUGAAAGCAUUCCUGCAAUUCCUGCCAUCCAGCCCCCUUCCCGAGACACCCUGGCAGAAAUCCACCAAGGGCUGAAACCGUUCAGGCCGGACAAAAGAGAUCAAGCCUCUCUUCCCACUCCUUCCCGGCAGGGAAGCAGCCCAUUCCCGGGCUGACCCAAGGAUCAUUUCGUCCUCCAAGAAUCUGUUUGCAAAGUUUGCGUGGAUUUGUUCCUAAGGGGAAACAUGUCUGAGCUUGACUAUGAGAAAUUAGCUGAAAUAGAACUGCAGAAAGAUGAGAUGGAGGAUACACGCUCAGAACAGGGAGAAACAUUUCUGCCUCCAGCACCCGAGGAUCCUGAGCUGAAUAUCAAUCACCCGUACUACGAUGUUGCAAGACACGGCAUCAUCCAGCUGGCAGGUGAUGACAAUUCUGGAAGGAAGGUGAUUACUUUCAGUUGCUGCCGCAUGCCCCCGUCCCACCAGCUCAACCACACAAGGUUGCUUGAGUACCUAAAGUAUACUCUGGACCAGUAUGUAGAGAAUGAUUAUACGGUUGUCUACUUUCACUAUGGCCUGAAGAGUCUGAAUAAACCAUCUCUGAAAUGGUUACAAACAGCCUACAAGGAAUUUGACAGGAAGUAUAAGAAAAAUCUCAAAGCACUCUAUGUUGUCCAUCCAACCAACUUCAUAAAAAUUCUGUGGAAUAUCUUUAAACCUCUUAUAAGCCACAAGUUUGGGAAAAAGAUCACCUACUUGAACUAUUUACAUGACCUGGGACAACAUCUCAAAUAUGACCAGUUAAAUAUCCCUCAAGAAGUCAUCCGACAUGAUGAAAAUCUUUGGAGGAAACACAAGGGAAAACCUCCACCUGUGGUUAAGGUUCCUCCACCACGACCACCUCUACCUACCCAGCAAUUUGGAGUCAGCCUGCAAUAUAUAAAGGACAAAAAUAAAGGCGAACUAAUCCCCCCAGUAAUGAAGGAAACUGUAUCCUAUCUAAAAAGUAAAGGACUGCAAGUGGAGGGCCUCUUCAGGAGGUCAGCCAGCAUCCAGACUAUCAAAGAUGUGCAGAAACUCUACAACCAGGGCAAGUCCGUGAAUUUUGAUGAUUAUCAUGACAUCCAUAUUCCUGCUGUUAUCCUGAAGACUUUCCUUAGGGAACUCCCUCAGCCAUUGCUAACAUUUGACUGUUAUGAUCAUAUCCUUGAAAUCACCAGUGUGGAGAGCUGUUUACGAGUCACCAGAUGCAAACAAAUCAUUCAAGGACUCCCUGACCACAACUAUGUUGUUCUGAAAUAUCUGAUGUGCUUUCUCCACAUGGUUUCACAGGAGAGCAUCUACAACAGAAUGACAGCAUCCAGCCUGGCCUGUGUGUUCGGUCUGAAUCUGAUCCGGCCCCCGCAAGGAGCCGCCUCCCUGAGUGCUCUGGUGCCUGUGAAUCUCUUCACUGAACUGCUGAUAGAUUUCUACACCAAUAUAUUCAACUCCAGAACAGUGCCUGGUGAGGUCUUACCUUAACGCUCUCAGAAGGGAAAGUGGAAUAAGGCUGCCUGAGGGAAAGGUCUCUUGGAUGGGACCUUUAUGUUUAGGGCUCUCCUGUGAUAAAAAAAAUCAACACAGAGUAAAGUUUCUAUAUCUUUCCAAAUACCAAAGAUGCUGGGAGAAGACUGGUGCCCUGUAUAUUGCCAUCACAUGGGGAGAAUAUGAACAUUCAAAGACCAAUAGAUCAAAGUGAAUCCCCUUAUUAAACUUGAGCAGCUGACAAAAACUGAUCUGUUAAAAAAGCCCAUGACACAGCAUGCCAGUCUGUCCUUUCUUUGGGGAUCUGGAGACUUUAUUCUGUGACAUUAUUUUCUGCAAGGGCAGAGGUAAUUUCUGAACCACUCCUGAAUGUACAUCUUCCUUUUGUUUUUUAUGUUUUUUCUACUUUUUAUUUGAAUAAAAAUUUAUUAGGAAUGACCCUAAUUACCCUAUUAAGUUAAUAAAGGUGGAAUCAA